Eimeria tenella is the source of this 1407-nucleotide messenger RNA. RefSeq lists its product as uncharacterized. The coding region runs from base 1 to 1407 and encodes 468 amino acids. The transcript has 4 exons. The record is from RefSeq and is a predicted model, not a curated record. Lineage: Eukaryota; Apicomplexa; Conoidasida; Eucoccidiorida; Eimeriidae.
AUGGACGUGUCCACUGCAGCUUGUUUUUUUAAAGUUGGAACUGCGGGAAACAGCAACAACGUAAAUGAGGUGUGUGCUACAGUUGAGGAUGCAGGUACGCGCACGCCCUUCGGUUUGCCGCCACGCCAUGUGGUAACUACACAGUGUGGCUCAAGCGUGCCAGUUGCACAGGCCUUGAGAGAACAGUCGGGGAGUUGCGGUGGCAGUGAUCGCGGCUCAGCCGAUUCCUUGUUGCACAGCAGUUGUUGGUUUUUCUGGGACGUCGGAACGCAAACCACAGGUAGCAGGAGUCAAAAACACCCAAGAACACAAACACUUUUGCCUACAUCACGUAGUUUGAUCACCAUCGUAUCUCCUUUGUUGGCGCGUUGCUGCAUUCGUGGAGAUCCGGCAUUAUGCGUCACACCUAACCUCGGGUUGGAAACCAUUGGCGAAGUUUGUGUUCACCAUGUUUCCUCUCUGAAAGAUGUGCAGCGUCGACGCUGUGACCAGCGGGUACAUCUUUGGUGCUUCCAAUCGAGUAGCGCGUCACGCCAAAAUUUUCUUCAGGCCUUGCAUUUCGCAACCGCAUUCCAGGUUCCUGCGGAGGAGCAGCAACAGCACCACAGCGAUAUCGAUGACGGGAAUGAGACCCUAGAGGAGCUCGAAGAACAUCUAGAAGCCGUCAGAAAGAUCUGCCUGUACACCCCUCGGCGACGUGCUUUUGAGGAGGUGUUAGAAGCUGAGAGGCCCCAGGAGACGCCCGAGGGCGAUGUAGAACGAUUGGCGCCAGCAGCAGAACCACCAGAAGAAGCAACAGCCCAAGACAAACACCCCCAGCCUGCGCGCGUGGCAACCCUUGAGGAAAUCCAGCACGAUUUGCUCGAGGCGGAAGCCGAAGUGCGCCAGUUUGAAAGCCGACAGGCAGCCGAGCUGGAAACAGAGGUAGAAGGUGAAAUGCGACAACUGAUCGCUAAACACAAGCACUCUUCUGCUGGUGUGGCUGAUAUAUCUGCUACGCCCUCGGCAAUGGAACGGGAGGCCCAUGCUGGCGCAACACCCUCUCCCGAAGGCGCUAGCGCCAGUGCCAGCCAUAGCUCUCUUGCCUCGCAAACAGAAGCACAGGUCAAGCAUGCUACAGUGUUAGCUACAGUACUAGAAGCGAGCGGAGCUCUAGCAACAGCAGCGAGGAACCAUCCCAGCAGCAGGGCAGCGCUAGCAGGAGAUGUGGAUGAGCUGGAAAGUGAAAAUACAAACACCUCGGCAAAGAGCGAGGAAGACCCCGGAGAAGAUGUGGAAGACAGCGAAGAGGUCAACCGACAAGUUAAGGGAAAGGAUAACGGGAUAGAGAAAAUCAGUGGCGAAAGGGAGAAAGCAGAGAGGACAGUUGGUGGUGGAGCGUCCGAGGGACGCAAACCUCCAGUUUGA